CUCAGACGAGCAGGAAACCGGCCCCGAGGAGGAUCCAGCUCAUGUUCUCCACCGUGAGUUACAACUUCUACCCUCCAGCACAACAUCUAACAUUAAGAGAACAACGGCUGACAUCUUCGUAAAUGGAUGUGUUGGCAUAGAGGGGAAGAGGCGACGUGUUGGGUGAUUGUUCUACAUAAAGCAGAUAACUGAGCUGACAAACAUGGCACACAACAGAUACUUCAUUGUUUGGCUAUUUUUCCUCUGCAAUGCGGCUUUGGCGUUUGCAGACGACACUUCAUCAUGCUACAGGAUUGAGCCCUGGACAAUAGCUGGCAUUGUCUUCGCCGACGUGCUCUUGACCCUCAUCCUCGUCGCUCUCACGUACCGCUGUGCCAGCAUUAGGCGUGAAAAGUUUGAGAACGCUGACAAAGUCUACAUGAAUGUACGAGCCAACUGCAAGAAGUGAUCAGACAAUGUGAAGUACAUCGUGAAAUUAUAAAGAAUUAUUCAUUGACUGUUUUUUAAAAACAAGUUACUCAAUGCUGUAAAAGAUUCAAUUGAACAGAUUUUACAUUAAACAAUAAACACAUGUAGGUUGUCUUUUCAAA
Messenger RNA from Platichthys flesus (European flounder), 590 nucleotides. It is a transcript of the gene hcst, whose product is annotated as hematopoietic cell signal transducer. Gene Ontology annotation, molecular function: signaling receptor binding; phosphatidylinositol 3-kinase binding. The transcript is spliced from 5 exons. Gene Ontology annotation, biological process: positive regulation of phosphatidylinositol 3-kinase/protein kinase B signal transduction; regulation of immune response. The coding region runs from base 203 to 448 and encodes 81 amino acids. Gene Ontology annotation, cellular component: membrane. The record is from RefSeq and is a predicted model, not a curated record. Lineage: Eukaryota; Metazoa; Chordata; Actinopteri; Pleuronectiformes; Pleuronectidae.